Messenger RNA from Lathyrus oleraceus (garden pea), 881 nucleotides. RefSeq lists its product as uncharacterized. The coding region runs from base 57 to 737 and encodes 226 amino acids. The record is from RefSeq and is a predicted model, not a curated record. Lineage: Eukaryota; Viridiplantae; Streptophyta; Magnoliopsida; Fabales; Fabaceae. The transcript has a single exon.
AACAAACUCAUUCCCAAAGAGAAAGAAACCUAAGAACUCUAAACACAACCAAAACCAUGCAUACUUUCUAUCUUUUCUUAGUACUUUUUCUGGCAACUCAUAAAAUACAAGCAACUGUUUACACCGUAACCAACACCGCACUCUCUACCCCUGGCGGUGUUCGUUUCCGUGAUCAAAUAGGAGAACAGUACACCAUCCAAACCCUAGACUCCGCCUCACAAUUCAUAUGGACAAUAUUACAAGAGAACAACCAAACCGACAGAAAACUCGUGCAGAACGUGAGUCUAUUCGUGGACCCUAACGCCACAGGUGUAGUUGCAUACACAACCAAAAUCACCCAUGAAAUCCACGUGAGCGCGAGUUAUAUCAGUAGCUAUAAGGGUGAUGUGAAAAAUGAGAUUACAGGAGUGUUGUAUCAUGAAAUGACACACGUUAGGCAGUGGCAUGGCCAUGGUGAAGCUCCAACUGGAUUAACCGAAGGUAUAGCAGAUUAUGUGAGGCUGAAAGCGAAUCUAGCAGCUGGUUAUUGGGUUAAAGCAGGGGAAGGAGAUAGCUGGGAUGAAGGUUAUGAUGUUACUGCUCGUUUUUUGGAUUACUGUGAUGGUUUGAGAAAUGGGUUUGUGGGAGAGUUGAAUAAGAUGAUGAGAAGUGGAUAUAGUGACCAGUUCUUUCUUCAGUUGUUGGGAAAAACAGUUGUUCAAUUGUUUGCUGAGUAUAAGGCACAUUAUGGAAAUUAAUAUAGCAUAGUACAUGGAAGAAGAAUCAUCUUGUUCAAUUUGAAAUACCAUGUUUGUUAGAUUGAAAAUCUCUGUCUGAUUGUAAAUCCAGAAUCUUGGAGUUAUGUGUGUGAAAUAUAAAAUAUAAAAAAUAAGCUACUGUUA